This is a messenger RNA of Sipha flava (yellow sugarcane aphid), 855 nucleotides long. RefSeq names its product peptidyl-prolyl cis-trans isomerase-like. NCBI's taxonomy places the organism in Eukaryota, Metazoa, Arthropoda, Insecta, Hemiptera, Aphididae. Gene Ontology annotation, molecular function: peptidyl-prolyl cis-trans isomerase activity. The coding region runs from base 105 to 734 and encodes 209 amino acids. Gene Ontology annotation, cellular component: intracellular membrane-bounded organelle. The record is from RefSeq and is a predicted model, not a curated record. The transcript is spliced from 3 exons. Gene Ontology annotation, biological process: protein peptidyl-prolyl isomerization; protein folding.
CAUUGCUGAACGGUUCCCAGAGUCGCACAGUCAUCGUCGCGUUUCCAUUGUCUUUGGACGGUAGUAGCGUUCCUUUGCCACAUAACCUCGAAAUCGGUUCUGACAUGGCGUCUACCACGUUUCGCUUGUUCACCUGCCGGCAAUUCCAACACUGCUUCGCUUCUAAGCACUCGUUCGCCGGAGGAUUCUCUUCCGUUCUAUCGUAUUCCACUAAAUCGAAACCACCGACCGGCAAAAUGAGCUUGCCAAGAGUUUUCUUCGACAUGACCGCCGACGGCGAACAGUUGGGCCGCAUCACGAUCGAGCUGCGCAGUGACGUUGUACCAAAAACUGCUGAAAAUUUCCGUGCUCUGUGUACUGGAGAAAAAGGUUUCGGUUACAAGGGAAGCAUUUUUCACCGUGUUAUUCCAAACUUUAUGUGCCAAGGUGGUGAUUUCACGAACCAUAAUGGCACUGGAGGAAAAUCUAUAUACGGAAAUAAAUUCGAAGAUGAAAACUUUAUACUGAAGCAUACUGGACCUGGUGUCCUUUCUAUGGCCAAUGCUGGUGCCAAUACUAAUGGAAGUCAAUUUUUCAUCACAACUGUAAAGACAUCGUGGUUGGAUACUAAACACGUAGUAUUUGGCAAUAUUGUUGAUGGCAUGGACGUUGUCAAAAAGAUUGAAUCCUAUGGUACUCAGAGUGGUAAGACAAACAAGAAGAUUGCCAUUGCCAAUUGUGGACAACUGAGUUAAUUUGCUUUUCCAGUUAAAAAUCAUACUUAAAUUAAACAUUUGGAACAAUAAUUAAUAUUAAAUAUGGUCUACUUAAUUAAUGUGAUGCAUUUUUAUAUGGUAAUUCUGGAUAAACAAUUAA